Molecule: messenger RNA, 1449 nt
Organism: Capsicum annuum
Lineage: Eukaryota; Viridiplantae; Streptophyta; Magnoliopsida; Solanales; Solanaceae
Product: transcription factor bHLH53-like
Exons: 3
Coding region: 119-1198 (359 amino acids)
Biological process (GO): regulation of DNA-templated transcription
Molecular function (GO): protein dimerization activity; DNA-binding transcription factor activity
Source: RefSeq, a predicted model, not a curated record
AAAAGGUUAUAGGAGUAAGACUUCUUUGUUAAGUCUACUAUUGUUGAACAAGUGAGAAAAAGCAGAAAGAUUCACCAAGACAUACAAUAUCUUUUCUCAUCUCUCUCUACUAGUUUUCAUGUCAAUUAAGGGUGUUGUUGAAUAUUCUGAAAUGGCUAGUCUUAGCUACUAUGCUGCUUCAAAGUUGGAACCAAAUGUUCAAGAAUUCAACUCAGGAGAAAUGAAUAUGCAGAAGCAGCUUCCUGCAGAGCUUCUUUUUGAUUUCAACUAUGAUUUUGGACAAAACUUUUAUGUUGAAAAUCCAGAUGAAGCUUGUUAUUUUGAUCCAUUUUUCGACCCAGACGAGUUUAUUUUGCCAGUUGAAACUAUUGACAAUUCUUGUUUCAUGCCAGAGUUCUCUGAUCUUGAGAGUACCCCAAAACGACAAAAGGUCUUCCAAGACAACUUCCUUCCAGAAAAUGUCAGAACGCCGUCUCAUAAUUCUUGUUUCAUGUCAGAGUACUCCGAUUUUGAGAGUACCCCAAAACGUCAAAAGGUCUUUCAAGACAACUGUCUUCCAAAUAAUACAAUAACACCCUCUCAGAAUUCUACUUUCGUGCCAGAGUACUCUGUCUUUGAGAGCACCCCAAAACGACAAAAGGUCUUUCAAGACAACUGUAAUAACUUGUUCAAUUGGGGGUUUGUGCCACCAAAUCCUCCAAUCUUUCAAGAUUUCUCCUCGUAUUCGCUUCCUGAAAUUCCCGUGCCUGUUUUUAGUAGCGGGUGCUGCGACAAUAAUGCUGCAGUAGUCGCAAAGAAAGGUGGCAGUAGUACUUACAAUGAGAAAAAGAUGUCAGCACAGAGCAUCGCGGCGAGGCAGAGGAGGAAGAAAAUUACUGAGAAGACACAAGAAUUGGGGAAAUUGAUACCUGGUGGACACAGGAUGAAUACUGCUGAAAUGCUUCAAGCUACUUUCGAGUACAUUAAGUUCUUGCAAGCACAAGCUGGACUUCUUGAAUUCAUGGGAUCAUAUAAGGAGAAUGAGAAAUCAUUUGACACACCAGAUUUGCACAAACUAGUUGGAUCUUCCUUGAUUCAAGAGAAGUUGUAUUCAAGUGAGAAGUGCUUAGUUCCAAAAGGGUUCCUUGAAGCACUACAGAAUAAUCAAGAAUUCCAAAAUUCACAAGGCAUUGAGGAAAUCAAAUCUUUGAUUAAAUGAAUAAAUUAUUUUUUCAGCCAAAAAAUUAGAGAAUUUAGGAUUAGUUUAGUUUAGUUCAGUUUAAUUUCCUGUUGUUUGUUGUGUUAGCUCUUAGGUUAGCUAGCUAGCCAUGAUUUCAUUUGCAUUUUUUUUUUGUUUUGAAGUUCCUAGUAUUUAUUUUCUUAUUUAGGAUUUUAAUUCUGUAAAUUUCACUGUAAAUUCCUCAUUUACAAGGAAUUUAAUUCCAUGUGAAAUUGAUAUUUAUUCAGAGU